Culex quinquefasciatus (southern house mosquito) is the source of this 1833-nucleotide messenger RNA. RefSeq names its product solute carrier family 17 member 9 (gene MFS18). Lineage: Eukaryota; Metazoa; Arthropoda; Insecta; Diptera; Culicidae. The coding region runs from base 221 to 1549 and encodes 442 amino acids. The transcript is spliced from 3 exons. The record is from RefSeq and is a predicted model, not a curated record. Gene Ontology annotation, biological process: transmembrane transport. Gene Ontology annotation, molecular function: transmembrane transporter activity.
CCGUCAUCUGUAGUAAAAAAAGGACAAGAGAAAGCAACUAAAAACAUUUUCUGUAGUCGUCGUGGUUUUUUUUUGUGGUGUCUGGUUGGCGUUCUUCGUAUAUUUAGCAAAUAAAUAUAAAGAAGCUUUGCCAAACCAAAAUUUCCGGCGAAUUCCCACGAUGAAGUCCGCGUUCGUAGUGUAAGUCAACGCCGUGAUAUCGACAAAGCCGAACAACAAAAUGGUCAAACCUACCCCGAUGGAGGAAAAGCUGAAGUACUCGCUUCUGCGGGACCUCACCGACAGCCAGAGUAUAUGGACCCGGAGCGAGAAGCGGACCUGGUUCCUGACGCUGCUGGCCGGGACGUGUAUGUUGUACUCGACGCGGACCACGAUGCCACUGCUGGUGCCGGCCGUGGCUUCCGAGCGAAAGUGGAGCAAGACUGAUUCCGGAACGGUGCUGAGCUCGUUCUUCUGGGGCUACACGUUGACGCAGGUUCUCGGAGGGUAUUUGAGCGAUAAGUUUGGCGGCCAGAAGGUGAUUCUGUUGGCCGCGAUCGGCUGGUCCAUGUUGACGUUCUGGAUGCCGAAUAUCAUCACUUCGUCGUCGUACCUGUCCAGCUAUUCGAUCCCGUUUAUAGUGGCUAUUCGGAUCUUCAAUGGGGCCUGCCAGGGAGUUCAUUUCCCCAGCAUGAUAAGCAUCACUAGUCAGAAUUUGUGCGCAACGGAGCGGACCAGUUUCUUCAGCAUCCUGACGUCCGGCUCGGCCAUGGGAACGCUGUUGACGGGCAUUCUUGGGUCGUUUAUCUUGGACUACUUUGGCUGGCCAACGGUGUUCCGGGUGAUUGGUUUUCUCGGUCUGUCGUGGACGCUGCUGCUCCGGUAUUACACGAUGUCUUCCGACCGGAGUCGGAUCAUAAACAUUUCCCAGCCGAGUCGAAUCUGUUCCAAGCUGGGACCGUCGGAGGCCGUUCCGUGGCUGCGGCUGUUUGGCCGAGCUUCGUUCUGGGCCUGUGUGUUGGCCCAUGCUUGUGAGAUGAAUUGCUUCUUUGUGCUGCUGUCGUGGCUGCCGACGUACUUUCACGAGAAUUUCCCGCUGGCGAAGGGCUGGGUCGUCAACAUGAUCCCCUGGCUGGCCCUGCCUCCGGUGACCUUCUUUGGCAAAUCGCUCACCGAGCGACUGAUUGCCAAGCAGUGGUCCCUCACCCGGAUCCGGAAGCUGGUGCAGAGCAUCUGCUUCCUCGGCCAAAACGUGGCCCUCUUCAUCAUGUGUCACACGCAGGAGUUCAACACGGCCCUCACCUGCAUGUCAAUUAUCAUUGGCCUGUCGGGAUUCCACAACAACGCGGUGACCGUCAACCCGCAGGACCUCGCUCCGAACCACUCGGGCAGUGUGUUCGGCCUGAUGAACACGGUCGGGGCGAUCCCGGGCUUUCUCGGCGUCUACCUGGCCGGCCACAUCCUCGAGCUGACGCAGAGCUGGUCGGCGGUGUUCAGUACGGCCGCCGCCAUCAACACGUUCGGCUGGUUCGUGUUCACGAUCUUCGGCAGCACCGAGGCGAUCGUUUAGGACCGGACCACGAUCCACCAAUCGACAGAACAGGACACUUUUUGCCGCCCGGUGAAAGUGAGCAAUUUAGCGAAUUUUUGUUUUUUUCAAUCAAUUGUAUUGUAAGGGUACGAUUUAAAUCUGUGACUCAUUCCUAACCUAGACGAAAACGAACCAAAAUGUGUGCUCGCGAGCUCGAAAGAAAGAAAAGUAGAAGCGAGUUUGGGUAAGAAUCAAUUGUGACGCGAAAGGUUUUUUUUUCUCAUUCAAAAUAAACCAUUCAAGAUAAGUGGAAGCUACAUAAA